GGGAAGUGAGAGAAGCAAAGUCACAGUAAAGGACUGACUGAACGAGGCAGUGUUCAUCACUGAGACUUUCAUCAUGGGGCAGUGGUCCUUCUUGUCUGAUCUGUUGGACAAGGUGCAGUCUCACUCCACUGUUGUGGGGAAGGUCUGGAUGAGUGUUCUGUUCCUCUUCAGAAUCUUUAUCCUGGCCGCUGGUGUAGAUACAAUAUGGGGGGAUGAACAAGCAAACAUGGACUGCAACACCAGAAGCCCUGGUUGCAAGAACGCCUGCUACGAUAAAUCUUUCCCUAUGUCUCACUCACGCUUCUGGGUCCUCCAGAUCCUAAUUGUCUCCACACCGACACUCAUCUAUCUGGGGCACGUCCUGCUGGUGAUUCGCAGAGAGAACAAGUUGAGGAGACGCGUGGAGCAGAAAUUUGGUAAGAAUGGGAUGGUUAAAGCUCCAACGUACUCAGAUGAACACGGCAAGGUGCAGCUGAAGGGUGUCCUGCUGGUCAGCUACAUGAUACAGCUGCUGUUCAAGGUCCUGCUUGAGGUGGGAUUCAUCGUAGGCCAGUAUUACCUCUACGGCUUCAUAUUCAUGCCCACUAAGAUCUCAUUUCCCCACUAUCCCUGUCCAUCCCCGGUGGACUGCUUCAUAAGUCGUCCCACAGAGAAAACCAUCUUUAUUGUCUUUAUGAUGGCGAUGGCCGUCUUCUCUGUGGUCCUCAACAUCGUGGAGAUGUUCCACCUGAUCACCAGCAAGAUUAAGGAGCGGAAGAGGAGGAGCAGUGGCUCAGUCCCGUCAGAGGUGUACAGCCUCACCUCGCCGAAGCACAGCGAGAGAGUCACACUGUGCUGAGAGACUAUGAACAGACAUUCAGCUUCACCUGCAGUCCGCUGCUUCUCGCUUUGCUCAAGAUUGUUAGAGAUGAAUGUUGAGAUGACUCAUAUCCAAUUUCAAACUGUCAGAGUACCUACAGUGAUUCAUCAUAGAUUUUGCCUUUUACUUGUAGCUUUAAAUAAAUGAGGUCUGUAGAGCAGCACUAUAAUUUGUAUUCAACCAUUUCCAUCAAACUGGUCAAUGUGAAUGUGACAGGGACUAUUAAAUAAUGUGCUUGUGUGAAAAUUAAACUUUUGAAAUAGUUUCAGGUAUUUCAAAUGUAAAUUGGACGGAUGUGGUUCUGGACCUGGUGAGUCUGUGGCUUUAAGAGUUUCUAGAAAUGAAGGAAAGAUAAUUAACUUUAUUUAUAGCACUUUUCAUUACAAAUAGUCUUUAUAAAAGUCAUCUUAUGGUGGCUGAAACACUAGUUCACUGUCACUUUGACCUGGGUCAUUUUAAAAAUUCACCUCCGUACAAAUGUUAGUUUGGAGCUGAUAACUUCAUUAGGAUGUUUGUUGAUUUCUUAUAGUUUAUGUCUGUGUAUUAGUGGGAACUAUUAAAGACACACAGCUGUUCUACAACCCAUUUCAUAUUGUUUCAUUUACAGAUUGUCAUUGUUUACUCUGCUGCUGUACAGUGGAAUAUUUCUCCUUUAAGAAUAAAACUGUUUUUUAAUCAUGAAAUAAGUUAAAUCAAUAAAUCAGUGGAUAAUG
Molecule: messenger RNA, 1572 nt
Organism: Seriola aureovittata
Lineage: Eukaryota; Metazoa; Chordata; Actinopteri; Carangiformes; Carangidae
Product: gap junction Cx32.2 protein-like
Exons: 2
Coding region: 74-838 (254 amino acids)
Biological process (GO): cell communication
Cellular component (GO): connexin complex
Source: RefSeq, a predicted model, not a curated record